This is a messenger RNA of Leptidea sinapis, 1287 nucleotides long. RefSeq lists its product as uncharacterized. The coding region runs from base 176 to 1063 and encodes 295 amino acids. The record is from RefSeq and is a predicted model, not a curated record. The transcript has 7 exons. NCBI's taxonomy places the organism in Eukaryota, Metazoa, Arthropoda, Insecta, Lepidoptera, Pieridae.
AGCCGUGCGCUACGAGCUUUCGUUUGCUACGAAAUAUUUGCUACGAAGCCUAACUAAGAACUUCAAUAUUCUGGAUCUAAUGUGCUAUAGAAUAAGUUUUUUAUAGUGUGUGUGAAUAUUUAAAGUGUAUGAGAAAUUAGUGGCAAUUAGAUAGUGAACUUAUAAUUGUUAUAAAAUGAAGUUUAAAAGUAUGUGUAUGAUAUUUAGGAUCUUACUUCUGUUUUCACCACAAGGGUCACUCAGUCUCCGCAACGUGUACAUGGCAAUACCAGAAGCCACCGAGCGAGGCAAGCCAGUAGCCAUCAAAUGUAUGUACGACUUAGAAAACGAAGACCUGUACCAAGUGAAGUGGUAUCGAGGUGAUCGUGAGUUCUACCGGUAUUCACCUCGAGACGUGCCGCCGUCGAAAGUUUUCCCUAUCCAUGGAAUAGAAGUUGACCGUGACGAGAGUGAUGCAAUGCGGUUGACGAUAAAGGCAGCGACGCAGGAAGUCAACGGGAGGUAUACUUGCGAGGUGUCCGCAGACGCGCCCUCCUUCCUCACAGCUCAGGUGCACGGAACUCUGAGAGUCGUAGAUCUUCCAAAAGGGGAUCCAGAGUUGAACGGCUUAAAGCCAAGUUAUCGGCCAGGGAUGAAGCUCAAAGCAGAAUGUAUUAGUCGCGACUCCAUGCCACCGGCUAAUCUGUCAUUCUUUGUGAAUAAUGAACCCGCACUCUCUCAACACGUGUGGCAUCGCGUGGGGGCGGGCGAUAAUGGAAGCUUGUGGACCGCCUACAGUACAAUACAGUUUGUUGUACAGAAACACCACUUCAUUAGGGGCAAAAUUAAGAUCCGGUGUGCAGCGUAUAUAUUCUCCGUGUACUUCAGGAGUUACGAGAAGUCGGCUCUAGAGGAAGAGAUGAUGACGACAACCAUAUCAGCAUUGCCUGAGACGAAAGAAGCCAUUGUGUAUCCCAUUCAUCGUAUAUCUGACAAUAGUGUACCUGGUAAUAACGGAAUAUUACCGCAGGUGAUAAAUAGCUGUCUAGGAAUUAUUCUAAUUAUUAGCUAUGUUAUUAGAUAAGUAGAAUGAUAUAAACUGGAACAACUUACCUGUCUAAUCUCAAUGUACAUAUACAAAGCCCUCAAUUUUUGAUGCAUUCUUUAACUUCUGGUUUACAUAACAAAAUAACGCCAUGUAAAGAUUAAUACUAAAGGAAUUCGUUAUGAAUUUUUUUUUAACAUGAUUUGUAAUUGAAACGGAAAAUGUGUAAAUAUUGUUUAUUAAUAAAGGAAUUUUUAUUUUCA